AUAAAAAAAAAAAAUUGGGAUUUGUUGCCGUUGAAGAAUGAUGAUGAACUAAAGAAAAAACUCAAUUACCUCAACAACCAUGGAGGCGACGGCAGCACUAUCGGAGCUAGAGCGUGUCCAAAUCCAGAUUCUCCGGCGAAUAUCCGACCUCGAACUCCGCGUCGGCCUCACUCACUCCCCUUCUCCGGUCACAACCGCCGACAACGACGCCCCCGCCGAAGCUAAUCUCUCCGGCCACACCACCGAAGCUCGUCUCUCCAACAUCCUAUUAGAAAACGGCGUAAACGACUUCAAGUUCAAGAGAGUUUCAUUUGAUUACUACAACUGGACCUUAGAUUCUAGACGUGAUGCUCUUGGCGCCGCGUCUAUUGAUCAUCUUUGCAAGAGCAUUGUUAUGGUAAAUACUCAAGCCCCAUCAAGCAUCACGGAUUGUAGUAACCGUGACAUGUCAAAAUAUUAUGUUGUUGUUGUGCAGUAUACUGCUCGAUUCAAUGCCGAGACUGUGAAGAACUUUUUAUACACUCUUAACAAUGGAAAGAUACCCAAGAAGAAAUUCAAUUUGAGGCUUGCUCCAGAGGAGACAUCACGGAUGUUGACUGGUUAUGAACACAAUGGAGUGACAUGUAUCGGCAUGAAAACUGACAUUCCGGUGAUUUUGGACGAAGCAAUUGUGAAACUUAAUCCUGAUUUCUUCUGGUUAGGAGGUGGAGAGAUAGAUUUGAAACUGGGUAUCAGAACAUCUGAAUUCAUCAACUAUCUAAACCCUUUUGUUGUGAGCUGCAGCAGUUCUUAACCUGCCAUGUGCAUAAAUCAUUGAUUGCUGGCAGGGCAUGGUGUAAGGGUCGCAGAGACUACGAUUGUAUGGUAAUCUGUCUGCCUGAAACUGAAAAUAAAAAAGUGCCAUUAUUAUUGAUUUCUUCUGUUGUGUCGUUUCAGAAAUCCAGCUUUGGAAUAUUGGCAAAUAUUAUUCGGAGAAUUAGUUUGCUGAACUUGAUUUUUUAUUCUCUUAAUUUAUUGCCUGAAGGAAACAAGUAGCGAAUUUGUUAUCUGUAUGCAGUUCUAUUCUUUGUUUGUUGGAAAGACCUAGCAAAAAAUUUAAUGGCUGAUGAACUUUUGAUUUGAUUUUAUACAAGUAAUCUGUUUCUUAA
Molecule: messenger RNA, 1148 nt
Organism: Daucus carota subsp. sativus
Lineage: Eukaryota; Viridiplantae; Streptophyta; Magnoliopsida; Apiales; Apiaceae
Exons: 5
Coding region: 80-793 (237 amino acids)
Molecular function (GO): aminoacyl-tRNA deacylase activity
Source: RefSeq, a predicted model, not a curated record